Molecule: messenger RNA, 1311 nt
Organism: Penicillium nucicola
Lineage: Eukaryota; Fungi; Ascomycota; Eurotiomycetes; Eurotiales; Aspergillaceae
Product: mitochondrial 37S ribosomal protein uS4m
Exons: 3
Coding region: 1-1311 (436 amino acids)
Biological process (GO): positive regulation of translational fidelity
Cellular component (GO): mitochondrial small ribosomal subunit
Molecular function (GO): rRNA binding; structural constituent of ribosome
Source: RefSeq, a predicted model, not a curated record
AUGAGGAACAGGGCUAGCAACACUUUGUCGAAAGGCAAACUCCGUCAAUCAUGGAGCAAAUACAACCUCUAUAACAUUUCGCGGUUCCGCAGCCCUGCUACCACGAACCGAACAUUUUUCCAGCAGAAGUGGUCUGCGAAGGCUGCUUCGCGUGCCUAUCACGGCGAGCAAGUCCGCGAGGGUCAAUGGAAGCGCAUGUUCUCCCGCCACAUCAAGAGCGUCAUCCCCAUGAACACCGCCGACUUGGCUACCGAUGAUGGAUCCUUGGUCUCCGCUGGUCGUGGCUCUGGUCUGACCCAGGAAGAGAAGCCCAGAUACACUGUCCGCCAAACACCUUACACCAGUAUGACCUUCGCGCCCCUGGAGCGACGUUUGGACGUUGCUAUCUUCCGAGCUAUGUUCGCCAGCAGUGCUAGACAGGCACGACAGUUUGUCAUCCACGGAGCUGUCACUGUCAAUGGACAGAAGAUGAGACACCCCAGCUACCUCCUCAACCCCGGUGACCUAUUUCAAGUCGAGCCCGAUCGUGUCAUGUUCGCUACCGGAACCCCCAAAAAUAAGUUUGAGCGUCGGGAGAGCCGAUUGGCUCAAAAGCCAGCGAAGGAGGCGGAGGAAGACACGCAAACAGACAAGGCGGAGACCAAGGAGUCAGAAGAAUUGAAGAGCCCCAAGGAGACUUUGAAGGCACUUAUGGCCCAGGCUAAGGCAAUCAUGUCGAAUGAUAAGGACACCCUCCCUGCCAAGCGCAAGCAGGAGCUCCGCGGUUUCCAGAAGGCGGUCCGCCGUGUACUGUCUCGCUCCGGUUCCGAAGCCAGCAACAUCCUCACACAAAGCUUGAGGGUGCAAUUCUCCCACUUGACAGAGAUCCUCAAGGCCAAGCGUGAGACAAAGGGUUCAAAGCAAGACAAGCGGACUCCCAAGCCUGAAACAGAUGAUUCUCUCGACUUUGAGGCCGACGAGCCUGCCGCCAGUGACAAGCUCUCCGCCGCUUUCGAGCAGGCAACCCUCGGCAAAGAUGUCAAUGUCUCCGAGCUGUCAAAUGAGGAGUUCGACACCCUUAAGCGCGCUCUCACCCAGAUGCGCGACAACCCCAUUGAUAACACCAAGUCUUAUGCCACCCCUUGGCAACCGCGUGACUACAUGUCCGCCUUUGCCUUCAUCCCGCGCUACCUCGAAGUCAACCAGAACAUCUGUGCUGCCGUGUACCUGCGUCACCCCGUGGCUCGCCCCGGCUCCGCUGAGGUUCCCACUCCCUUCGGCGAGUCCAUCGCCACUCCAGCCUAUGGUUGGUACCUGAGAAGACGUUGGUAG